This is a messenger RNA of Mytilus trossulus (common blue mussel), 2403 nucleotides long. Its product is annotated as GDP-L-fucose synthase-like. The record is from RefSeq and is a predicted model, not a curated record. Bases 262 to 1218 code for a protein of 318 amino acids. Gene Ontology annotation, molecular function: GDP-L-fucose synthase activity. Gene Ontology annotation, biological process: nucleotide-sugar biosynthetic process. Lineage: Eukaryota; Metazoa; Mollusca; Bivalvia; Mytilida; Mytilidae. The transcript has 9 exons.
UGAGGAUCUUUAUUUUAAUCUGAUUAAGGGGACUGUACUGCAUCCUGUUAAAUUGUUUUCUUAAUCCAAUACAUAGAUUGAAUACUUGAACAUAACAUGGUUAUCCCACCAUAUUAGAAUUCUAAAUAUAUAAUUUAUUAUUUUGGACUUCAUGCACAACACAUUGUCAUAAUAACCAGACAGUUGAAAGUAACUGCUUAAGAGAAAGUAGAAGAAGAAUCACCUUUUGGCUUAGCAAUUCUUAAGUUGAGAAAUUAAAAAAUGGCAGAAAAGAAAGUUAUCAUGGUGACCGGUGGUACAGGUUUGGUUGGGAAAGCCAUUGAGUUUAUAGCCACUGGUGAAGAGAAAAACCCUAAUGAGGAAUGGCAUUUCCUUUCCUCUAAAGAUGGAGAUUUGUCUGAUAGGGCAGCUACUGAAGCCAUCUUUAAGAGAAUCAAGCCAACCCAUGUCAUACAUUUAGCUGCUAUGGUUGGAGGAUUGUUCAGAAAUCUUAAAUACAAUCUUGACUUUUAUAGAAUUAAUACCUUAAUCAAUGAUAACGUUCUGAACAUUAGCCACACGACUGGAGUUAAGAAAGUAGUAUCCUGUCUGUCGACAUGUAUAUUUCCUGAUAAGACAACUUAUCCUAUAGACGAAACAAUGGUACACAGUGGUCCUCCACACGACUCUAACUUUGGAUAUUCCUAUUCCAAAAGAAUGAUAGAUAUACAGAAUAGAGCUUACAACAAGCAGCAUGGUUGUCAGUUUACUUCAGUAGUACCUACCAAUGUCUACGGACCACAUGACAAUUUCAACUUGGAAGAUGGUCAUGUGCUACCAGGAUUGAUUCAUAAGAUUUAUAUGGCUAAAAAGAACAACACCCCCUUUACUGUAUGGGGGACAGGAUCUCCUAGGAGACAGUUUAUUUACUCCAGAGAUUUAGCAAGACUGAUGAUCUGGGUUCUUAGAAAUUAUCAAGAAAUAGAUCCAAUUAUUUUAUCAGUUGGGGAGGAAGAUGAAGUCAGUAUAAAAGAGGCAGCAGAGGCAGUAAUCAAGGCCAUGGAUUUCAAGGGAGAGGUUGUUUACGACACGUCCAAAUCUGAUGGACAAUUCAAGAAAACCGCCAGCAAUGGUAAACUGAGGAAAUACCGACCUGACUUUAACUUUGUUCCAUUCGAUCAAGCUGUAAAGGAGUCAUGUGAUUGGUUUAUGGCAAACUUUGAAACGUGCAGAAAAUAAACUUAUUAGGAACAAGUCUAGAUAGGGAAAUCCAUUAAUCAUGUGGGACAAUCAAUAGGAUUUUGUAUCAAAUUGCAUCUAUUUCUCCAUUUGUUUAGUAUGACUGGCAUUUGUAUUGAUAGAUGUGUUCAAUCUGUUAUACUGAAAAUUUUAUAUUUGACUUUUUGUUGAGGAUUCUUAUGUUAUAUUUUUGUACUUACUGUUAUUUAUACAAGUCCAGCAUAAAAAAGUGCUUGUGUGAAUUUAUUUUUAUACCAGGGUUUGAAAAACCAAAGUAUUUUUUUUCUCAGCAAUAGCACAACACAGGUUACCUAUUUAUUUGACAAAAUCCAAAUUAGAAGAAUACACAAUUGCUGUUGAAACUUUAUUACUUGUUAGAGAAAAAGGCAAACUUUUAAAUUAUGAUUUUAAAAAGGUAAUUUGAGAAAAAAUAAGGGGGAGGAUAAUUUGUCAAGAAAUCUCAACAAAAAUCUCAUCAGUACAUUCCAUGUUCGCUUUUUCAUUUUUAACACAUUUGAAAUGAGCUGCUUUCACAAUUCAUUUGCAAGGGGAAGACUUACCUGAUUUAGAAAAUGAAACAAUAUCUACUUCAGAAAUUUAAUUUCAAUACUAUUUACCAUGUUCACCUUCUGAUAUAAAUUUUGAAAGAAAAACAAGUUAAACUCCAAUAUUUUUCUUCAUAUGUCACAAGUUUUGAUACUUUUUAUUUAGAUAAACACAUGUAUUAUUUCAAAAUACACAAUCAGUUUACGUCUUCAACUGGCUGUUUUCUGCUCUUUGGUCAUGGUCAUGUUUUCUCUUUGACACAUUCCCCAUUCCCAUUCUCUGGUCGUGUUUUCUCUUUGACACAUUCCCCAUUCCCAUUCUCAAAUUUAUUUCAUGUGUAGUAAAUAGUAAAACAAAUGCCCAUUUCAGGGGGAAAAAUAUGUAAACAUGUCUUUAAAUGCAAUAGAACAAAACAUUUAUUAGCAAUAGUGCUUCAAUACUUCAUAUUGUUAUUCUGCUUUGGGCAGUGCCAUAAGAUAUUUUUUUACAAAUGCAUAAUAUAUUUAUUUGUUAGAUUUUUGAUUUUGAGUUAUUUGUUUCUAUGAUAACACAUGAAGAUGGACAAUAGAAUAGAAACUCUGUUCAUAUGCUUUAGGUCUCUGAUAGUUUCAUGUUCAUUAAUUUUCAGAAAAAAAUCAU